Messenger RNA from Hydractinia symbiolongicarpus, 1076 nucleotides. Its product is annotated as chymotrypsin-like elastase family member 2A. The record is from RefSeq and is a predicted model, not a curated record. The transcript is spliced from 4 exons. Gene Ontology annotation, biological process: proteolysis. The coding region runs from base 88 to 1044 and encodes 318 amino acids. Lineage: Eukaryota; Metazoa; Cnidaria; Hydrozoa; Anthoathecata; Hydractiniidae. Gene Ontology annotation, molecular function: serine-type endopeptidase activity.
GCAGAAGUCCAGCUGUAUCAAUAAAAUACCAUAAAAAUACGCCACCAACUGCUUACUGAGCAUUAUCCAGCUACAUCAUUGCAUCAAAUGGUUUUAAAGAUGAAGACGCUGAUUGUUAUCACGGUUCUGUCUUUCGCUACUCACCUAUAUGCACAGAUUUGCAAAGACACCAGUCCCACAUCUUCAUGUGAAAGUUGGAAAAGAGGUGGAUUUUGCAAGAGAAGUUAUGCACACAGAUAUUGCAAAAAGACUUGUGGUGGGUGCUCAGUUGGUCCUACCUUACCUCCUACUCAAACACCAGGCUCCUGUGGUCGUUCACCAGUAGCUCAGAGCAGAAUUAUAAAUGGAGUUAAUGCUAACCCCGGUGCUUGGCCUUGGAUAGCUUCUCUUCAAAAAAACAAUGGUCAUUACUGUGGAGCCACUCUUCUUUCACCAAGAUGGAUAGUGACUGCUAGCCAUUGCGUCUCGAGCAUCAAUUCAGGCAAUAUGAACCAAUGGACCAUCAAGCUGGGUGCGCAUAACCAUCGUGUUUAUGAACCAUCAGCACAAAGAAUCCAAAUUGAACGAGUCAUCAUGCAUCCUAGCUACAGCAGAAGCACAUUAAAAGCAGAUAUGGCCAUGAUUAAGUUAAAAACACCUGCUAAAUUAAAUGCCAGAGUGUCUUUAGCAUGCUUGCCAAAAAGCAAUCAGUACCCUUCUCUUGGAAAGCAGUGCUAUCUUGCAGGUUGGGGUAGUGUAUCUCAUCCUGGAGGUGUAUAUCACACUCUUCAACAAACUCGACUUCCAGUAGUAGAAUCAAAAAAGUGCAAACACAACAAUGAAGUUGUAUGUGUUGGUAACGGCUUCACAAGCCAACCUAAUGGAAAACAACAGCCAAAUGCUUGUCGAGGUGAUUCUGGUGGUCCCUUAGUCUGUCAACAAUCAGAUGGAAGAUGGCAAUUGGAAGGUGUUGCAAGUUUCGUCUACACCUAUUGCAAAUACUACACUGGCUAUUCGCCUGUAAACAAAUAUCUUCAUUGGAUUAACCUAUACUUACGGCAGUAAAAUUACAGUUAAAUAUAUUCACUUGUCAUAGA